Molecule: messenger RNA, 477 nt
Organism: Brassica rapa (field mustard)
Lineage: Eukaryota; Viridiplantae; Streptophyta; Magnoliopsida; Brassicales; Brassicaceae
Source: RefSeq, a predicted model, not a curated record
AUGAGGCAUGCUAGGUGGUUGGAGUUCGUAGAGACCUUUCCCUAUGUGAUCAAUUACAAAAAGGGGGAAGACAACAUGGUGGUCGAUGCCUUGUCCAGGCGUCAUACGCUCAUCACCACCAUUGAGGCUAAGAUUAUGGGAUUUGAACAACUUAAAAUGUUUUAUGCUACUGACCCUGUUUUUGCUGAGCUUUACAGUAAUUCAACAAAAGGAGCAGUAGGUCCAUUCUAUCAGAAUGAUGGAUUCUUUUUCAAGGAGAAACGGCUUUGCAUCCCACGCGGAUCCAUGCGUGACCUGCUGACCAGAGAGGCCCACGGGGGAGAACUAAUGGGGCACUUUGGCCGGGACAAGACCUUAGACGUAUUAUCUGACCACUUCUACUGGCUGCGGUUGAGCGCUAUGUCGAGAGCCUUUGCACCAAGUGCACUGUCUGUCUCAAGACAAAGUCCUGGUCACAUCCCUAUGGUUUACAUAUAA